Molecule: messenger RNA, 2488 nt
Organism: Archocentrus centrarchus (flier cichlid)
Lineage: Eukaryota; Metazoa; Chordata; Actinopteri; Cichliformes; Cichlidae
Gene: azi2
Product: 5-azacytidine induced 2
Cellular component (GO): cytoplasm
Source: RefSeq, a predicted model, not a curated record
CGGUAACUGAAAGUCGAGCAUGAAAAAUAAUCGACUCCUUUUUCUUUACCUAGCCAGAAGACGUUAGCUAAGCAUAGCUAGCCGUUAUCAUCAUAAUAGAUUGAUCAUUUUGAUGAGGGUCUUCUAUCUGCUACAGAGUAGGCCUGUGCAGGCAUGGAUAUGGAUGAUGACAUCUGCAUCCUUAAACAUGAGACAGCCUACACCACUGCUGGUGAGAGUCCUGUGUCAGUGUGUGCCGGCGACGAAUCGGUCGCUUCCCACUUUGCUCUGGUCACAGCAUACGAGGACAUCAAGAAGAGGCUGAGAGAGACCGAGCGAGAGAAUGCCCUGCUGAAGAAGCGAGUGAAGCAGCUUGAAGACAAGAAAGGAGGUCUGGAGAAGUAUGUUAUUGGCAAACACUGUCCUCAUAUUCAGCAGAGAAGAAAGCUCCUGAAAUUGGAUUUAAGACCAAAGGAUCCAGUAAAACCGAGAGAGAGAGAGCUUUUCAGGCCAGAUGCUCAUUCAUCUGAAGGUCCCCAGUAUGUGAACAAGGCCUUCAGUGCUUACCGAGGUAUCUAUAUAGAGAAGGAGGACCUGCAGAUGGAGCUUAACAAACUGAAAAGGGAGACGAGUGAGAAAGAGAGGGUGCUGAUGGAGCAGCUCCACGCCAAAGAGGUGGAGCUGCUUCAGCUGAGGACAGAAAUGGACACCAGCCAAGUGAUGAAGAGCCUGAACAGCUCUCAGGACUCCUGGCAGGUGGAAAGGGUCAAUACUGAGCUGAAGAUCCACAAACUGCAGGAGGAGCUGGAGAGGGUGACGCUGGAGAACAACCGACUGAUGGACAGAAGUGCGGGGGAACCGCAUGGCCUUAACGGACCAGACUUGGACCAGACCUGUGAUGCAAAGUGUAAUGCAAGGGAGAAGAGCAUGCAGCAGACAUACAAGGCUCUGUGCUCUGAGGUCAACCGUCUCCAUUCAGUGCUGGAGCAUCAAACAGGCCUGAUUAGGAAACUCAGGCCACUGAUCAGUGAGACACGACAAGCUGCCUCAACAGUUCCCGUCCAGUGUCUGGACGAUGUGGAAAAGAACAACCACCACCCAGUUCCUCGGGCAUCAGUGCCUCGUCCCCCCAGCGCCCCCCCCACUGCCCUCAUGCUCUGGCCGCCCCUGCCCCCCGUCGGCUGCCCGUCAGGCACCCUGCUUGCAGACAGUCUGAGGGAGGACUGUUGGUACAACGGGCCCUGGCCCUCUCACAGCUGUUCAGGAGAGGCUUUGGUUGGGAGCGACACCUGCUCUGUUAUACUGCCCCCACCUCCCCUGAAUCAGGCCUCCCUGGAUGACAGUUCGCGGUCCUUCCCGAGUCCUCCAAAGCCCAGUGAUGCCAUGUUCUGGGAGGGACACUCCGCUGCAUCCAACUCCUCGUCCUCAAUGGGAAACUGCAGCCCCAGGAGCCCUCCCCAUACAGAGUGGGCCAAGCCUUAUUAAGAAGAACUUACAAUGGGAGAACAGAUAAUAAUGUAUUGGAAAAUAAUCAUGGUGGAAAUUUGAUGGGAAAUAAACAAGUGGAAGAAUGAAUAAACUCCAACCCUGCCACAUAGCUACCACCUUACCUGCCUUAACUUGAUAAGACCACUUUUGUGGGGCGGAUGAGACUGGACCUCCUGGUUUUGGGAACUGAAUGAGGCCAGAUGAGGCCUUUUUGAGGUAUAGACUUUCAGCCCAUUAAUUUGCCAUCUCUGCUCACCGCAUCGGUGAACAUAUCUGACUUUGCAGAGAAAAGCUGAUGAGAAAUCCUCAACAGAAUAGUUUUCCAUGUGUCCUUGUAUGCACAUGUAUAAAUGUGUGCAAGCAUGCAUACAAGCAGUUUGUGUGUGAGCGUGUGUGUGUAUGUGCACAUCAAACAGUGUGCCUGUAUCUUUAUCUCAUCAUAAUAAACCUAACAGGGCUCAAAGGGCCUCUUCCUCCAUAAACUGUGGCUGGUGAUAACUGGCACCACAGCAUAGUGCUAGAAUUUGUAUAACUGUACUUCCUCCAAUGCAAGUCUUUUUAUAUUUGAUCACUGUAAAUUAUAGAAUGUAUGUAGUUCCAUGUUUGUCUAUAAUGGUCAUAUGAAGGAGAUAAUUUUGUUUUUUAUGGUGAAGACAGACAUACACCGACUGUUGGAUAAUUACAGAAUUUGGCUCCAAAUUCUAACUGCUGAAGCUCUUAAUAUCAAAGCAAACUACCCAUGCUUACUGAAUCCUUUUGAAGGCAUUUUGUUUGUGAAAAUUACCUACUUAGAAAUGAUCUGAACAUAUAAAAUAGUAAUCUUAAAAAAAAAAAAAAAAAAAGAGUAUUGCUGUCUUAACUAAACCCCAUCACGGACCCCACCGUAGGUUAAAUGGUUUCUCAUAACUUUCACAACUCAAGCCUGCCUGUUGCUUUCUUUUUUUUCACCUCUGAAGGGACAUGUAGAUGUAGAGCUGUGAACUGCUGGUUUCUUAGUACACCAUUUAUUUUAAAGGACUCC